Messenger RNA from Neospora caninum, 849 nucleotides. RefSeq lists its product as uncharacterized. NCBI's taxonomy places the organism in Eukaryota, Apicomplexa, Conoidasida, Eucoccidiorida, Sarcocystidae. Bases 1 to 849 code for a protein of 282 amino acids. The record is from RefSeq and is a predicted model, not a curated record. The transcript has 6 exons.
AUGUUGAGGACGUCGCUUGCCUUUCUCAUCGUAGUAACAUGGAUAUUCCACGGAUGCCAUGGAUUUGGGUUAAAAAGUGCGAACGGGAGCAUCGGAGCAUCCUACCCCGCAGCUUUCUCGUUUUUGGCCGCUAGAGAGGGGGUUAGCGACGGGUCUAAGAAGAGUUCCGGGGCGGUGCCAAUUAAGACGUUAGCCUGCCCCUUACCCUUGCCAGUCGUCCCGCUGAAGAGGCCCGGGGAUUCCACUCUCCUUGGAAUCGUUUCCUCUCUACCCGCAGACAGCAUUCGGAAGCACGACUAUAUCGGGCUUUCUCAUGCUGUGAUCGUUAUCGCUAGGGAUGUUCGGUGGCCGCAACUAAAACACGUUCUGAAAAAGCUGGCUGAACCGGGUUCACGGUGUAAAGUGACGUCCAAAUACCAGCAGUUGAUCAUUGACAAACAUACAAACUUUGGCGACCCAAAGGCGUUUCCACAAACGACCGCAAGGAUCGUGCCUACAGGGGUCAGCCAGAGGCUACAUGCUGAACCGCAGAAAGGCGGUGCAGACGAUCUCGCAAUUCUUCUGUUCGAAAUCGCCCAUGACUGCAAAAUGUCAGCUGUUCAGGCAACGAUUACGAAUCCUUUGACGUUCCACGUAAACUAUCCAUUUUUCAGCCUAGAGGUAAACGGUAAGCGCGUCGACAAUAACGCUACCUUCGAGGACGAAAGACUCUACCCUCAAGUUAUUUUGUCAUCAAAAUUUGAGGGCAAGACCCACGAGCGUCCCCUGACGAAAUCUCGGAGUUUGCCAAGUCUUAUGACGACACCCGAAAUUGCUGUGAAACAGCGGCCCCAUAGUGUGAGUUUCUAG